This is a messenger RNA of Labrus bergylta (ballan wrasse), 1764 nucleotides long. RefSeq names its product osteoclast stimulating factor 1 (gene ostf1). Gene Ontology annotation, biological process: signal transduction. Lineage: Eukaryota; Metazoa; Chordata; Actinopteri; Labriformes; Labridae. Gene Ontology annotation, molecular function: protein binding. The record is from RefSeq and is a predicted model, not a curated record.
CACUUCCUCAUUGUCAGAAAUAGUUAAGCGCUCCACAGUCUUGCGACGCUUAUCUGGCUGAACUACCACACAAGCGCGCUUUGUUUUAUAUCACCUCUGUGCCUCGCAAAUGUCGAAGCCUCCUCCCAAGCCGGCCAAGCCAGGCCAAGUCAAAGUGUACAGAGCCAUGUUCAACUUUGACCCAAGAACGCCAGACGAGCUGUACUUUGAAGAAGGAGACAUCUUGUACAUCUCUGACUCAACUGACUCUAACUGGUGGAAGGGGACGUGCAGAGGAAAGACUGGACUCAUUCCAAGUAACUAUGUGGCUGAACAUGCAGAAACUAUUGACAAUCCUAUGCAUGAAGCAGCCAAACGAGGUAACCUGUGCUGGCUGAGGGAAUGUGUGGAGAACAAGGUUGGAAUCAAUGGGCUGGAUAAGGCUGGAAACACUGCCCUCUACUGGGGAUGCCAUGGAGGACAUAAAGAUGUGGUGGAGCUGCUGCUUAGCCAGCCGAAUGUGGAGCUCGAUCAACAGAAUAAACUCGGGGACACAGUGCUGCACGCUGCUUGCUGGAAGGGUUAUUCUGACAUUGUGCAAAUGUUGCUGGCUAAGAAUCCAAGGACAGACAUCAGGAACAACGAGAACAAGCUGGCUAUUGAGAUGGCCACAAACCCCAUGUGUGCUUCACUUCUAAAAAAGAAGCAGGGAGGCAACAUCACCCGCACACAGAGCAACGCCGAGGAGUAUUUGGACGACGAAGACUCGGACUGAGCCAGAUGUGUCAUAAGAUUCCUCGUCUUCCAACGGGUUUUGGACGGGCAGGGAGGGGGAGCUGGAGUUUUUCUACAGACAUCAAAUGGACAUGUUGUUCUCUUUCCAAUUGUAAUUCAUUUUGGUUCCAUUAUUUUGUGCAAACACCUCAGUUGUGAGCCCUCUGUGUUUUUUUUUUUUUUUUUCUUUUUACAGGUCUACUGCCUUGCCCAGCGCAUUUUUUGUACAUGUUGGGGAUUUGUAUAGGAGCAAUUGCUGCACUGUGGACUAAGGGGCAGAAUAUGUGUUGUAGUGCAAAUUGGAGCAAACCUCUUGGAAACGCAUUCCAAACAUACAGAUUAUGUUUAGCUCAUUUACACUGCGCAUUAAAGUGCCACUGCAGAUUAAAAGAUUGAUAUGGUCUGUGUUUGGUUAAGUUUAAAUGCUCCACUUAAAAGAAAUGAACUACAUAUGUGUAAACACUUGCAGCCCUGGGUUCUAUCACAACAGGGCACAAUUACAUCUGUUUGGGAUCAUUGCAACAUGUUAUAACGUCUCUUUAAAUGGGACGGGCUGAGGGAGCCCAUGAGAAACUUGUCUGUGUCAUCUGCUUGAUCAAAUAAAAGGAUGUGCAUAAACAGGCUGAAUUGGACGAAAGUUAUCUGAAAAGUCUCUCCCUCUCCUUCAUAAUAUCAUGCAUCUCAUUUGUUACUGUACCACAUGUUUUGGUCUGUGUUAUAACAUUUCCACCACCUCACAAACAUAUCACUUCAGUUUCUUCUGUGUAAAAUGGAAUUGUCCUUUGACUUUUCAAGCUUUUGAUUGUUUGGUAACUCUGGGAGCAAAUUUCUGGUUCUUAAUGCUGCUUUCCGACGAAUAAACUAGAUUUAAAAAGUGCCUUAGAUAUGCAUAACAUAGAACGAAUGUUUUAGUUAUGUAUCAAUGUGAACAUGUUUUGCUUCUUUUUUUCGAAUAAUUUUGUUCCUAUCUGCUUUGUAUUCAACCUGCAAUAAAAGAUUUUUAACUUAAAA